Molecule: messenger RNA, 4970 nt
Organism: Astyanax mexicanus (Mexican tetra)
Lineage: Eukaryota; Metazoa; Chordata; Actinopteri; Characiformes; Acestrorhamphidae
Gene: smarcd3a
Product: SWI/SNF related, matrix associated, actin dependent regulator of chromatin, subfamily d, member 3a
Exons: 14
Coding region: 286-1836 (516 amino acids)
Biological process (GO): regulation of transcription by RNA polymerase II
Cellular component (GO): SWI/SNF complex; nucleus
Source: RefSeq, a predicted model, not a curated record
GAAUGAGGGAGUGAAGGGAAAGAGAGGACGGAACAAGAGGCUUUUGACUUUAGCCACACGCUGCUGACAUGCUUUAAAAAAGAGAGAGAGAAAGAUAGACAGAGAGAGAGAGCAUUUGGGAGACUAGAGGAGAGAGAGCCUUUGCGAGAGAGGAGUAAGUGCUCUCUGUGGAGGAGAGAGGGAAUGUAGAGUGAACAGAAGGAGCGGCGGACGGAUAGGGAGAUAGAGCUACUUAUUCAGACAACAAAAGAGAAACUGGUGGGGGGUGAAGGAACGGGAAUAGCGAUGGCCACUGAGGAUUCUGCUGGCGGAGCUCGCAAAGCCACCAAGAGUAAACUAUUUGAGUUUCUCGUCCACGGAGUGCGUCCAGGCAUGACUUCUGGGGCCCGGAUGCCCCAUCAGGGUGCCCCUAUGGGUCCCCCUGGACCUCCGUAUGGAGGAACACCCCCAAUCCGGCCAGGAAUGCCUAAUCCUGCAAUGGACCCAAACCGGAAACGACCCACAACCACUCCGCCCGUGCAGCCUCCCCCUGUCCAGAAUCGACCCAGAAAGAAACCACUGGGAUUCCCAGGAGCCAAUGAGGUUUCAGCAAGACAAAUGGACUUGCGAGAGGCCCAGUCAGAGCCGGCAAUUGGAACCAAUGCCAAGAGAAGGAAAAUGGCAGACAAGAUUCUCCCUCAGAGGAUCCGUGAACUGGUGCCCGAGUCACAGGCAUACAUGGACCUUUUGGCUUUUGAGCACAAGCUGGACCAAACCAUUAUGAGGAAGCGGGUGGACAUCCAAGAGGCCCUUAAGAGACCCAUGAAGCAGCAAAAGCGGAAGCUGCGAUUGUACAUCUCCAACACAUUCAACCCUGCAAAGCCUGAUUCUGAUGACUCUGAGGGCAGCAUUGCAUCCUGGGAGCUGCGAGUAGAAGGCAAGCUGCUGGAUGAUCCUGGAAAGCAAAAGAGGAAAUUCUCGUCUUUCUUUAAGAGCUUGGUUAUUGAGCUGGAUAAGGACCUGUAUGGCCCUGAUAACCACUUAGUGGAGUGGCACCGUACCCCCACGACCCAGGAGACGGAUGGGUUCCAGGUGAAGAGGCCGGGAGAUGUGAACGUGCGGUGCACACUGCUCCUCAUGCUGGAUUACCAGCCUCCCCAGUUUAAACUGGACCCCAGACUGGCUCGUCUGCUGGGUAUCCACACACAGACCCGCUCCUGCAUCAUCCAGGCGCUGUGGCAGUAUGUUAAGACCAACAAGCUGCAGGACUCCCAUGAAAAGGAGUACAUCAACUGUGACAAGUAUUUCCAGCAGAUCUUUGACUGUCCACGUCUGAAGUUCUGUGAGAUUCCUCAGCGGCUCACCAACCUGCUGCUUCCACCUGACCCAAUCGUAAUCAAUCACGUCAUCAGGUCAAGACCCUCUGUCCCCACAUCCAACAGUGUGGACCCCAAUGAUCACAAGAAAACGGCAUGUUAUGACAUAGACGUCGAGGUGGACGAUCCUCUCAAGACUCAAAUGAGUGGCUUUCUGCUCUCGACCGCUAAUCAGCAGGAGAUAGCAACACUGGACAACAAGAUUCAUGAGACCAUUGAAUCCAUUAACCAGCUGAAGAUCCAGAGAGACUUUAUGCUUAGCUUCUCCAGAGAUCCUAAGGGCUACAUCCAGGACUGGAUCUGUUCACAGAACCGGGAUUUGAAGCUCAUGACAGAUGUGGUCGGGAACCCAGAAGAGGAGAGAAGAGCGGAGUUUUAUAACCAAUCCUGGUCUCAGGAAGCUGUCAGUCGCUACUUCUACUGCAAGAUCCAGCAACGAAGACAAGAGCUCGAGCAGGCCUUGGCUACCCGCACCACUUAGAAUCCUCUUAAUUUUGGAGAAGAUACCAGCCCUUUCGUUUACCAGCUGAGCUGGAGAAUUUGACUCGCAACAUACUUGGAAACCUUUGUAUCCUUAAACAUGAUGAACUCUACAGGCAGAAUAGGCCUAAAAGCUCUGUUGCUAUUUAAUGUACAGUUUGUAUAUGUUAUUAAAUCCAGUGUUGAUUUAUUGCGGUGGGAAAAAAAUUACUUUUUGAUGAUAAGCUCCUGAGAACAUUUGUUAUGCCACAGGCAGUGCAGAGCUAGUGGGAGUAAAACAGAUACUGCUCUUUUAACAUCUGUGUGACCAAACAUUUUAACGGCUGCACAAAAAAUAUGUGAAUGUAUUUUUUCUUUUGGAGCAAAAAGUUUAUAUCUACUCUUUUGGCUAAUAAUGAUUUCCAGCGUAUUAUGAACCCUUGGACAUUGUGAAAAGGGCUGUGUACUGUGAGGAGAGGACUGUGCUUGGUUCUUCUAUAAAUGUGAAUGUGUAUUAACAGGUACUGAUACUGUAUGUGUUGCUUUGUAGGUGGGAAUCUGUUGGCAUUCUGCUUGUCUCUGUUUCUUAUCUGUCCUGUAUCUGUGAACUGAAGCACUGUGUAAUUUUUAUUCUCUGGUCUCUUAUAACUAAAACUUCACCAGACUGGAAUGCACCUGUUUUGUUUGUACUCAGAAUGUAAUGUUUAAGUACGCUGAAAAUGUAAUGCAUUGAUUUAAUCUGAUUUAACAUGUGGAUCUUUGUAGAGAUCAUGAGAAAUCCCCUGUAAGUAGGAGACUGUAGUCUUAAACCAGUUGUACAGCCUCUUAAAAAAACAAACAAAUAUACAUUUAGACAAAUAAAAUCCAAUUUCUGUACCUUACUAAUAUACAUUGAAAUGCCAAAAGUCAUGGGACAGAAAAGGGUAUUGUCGGCCAUUGCUUUUGCCAUAUCCCAUGAAAGCUGUAUAUUGUUGCACUAAACUUUCAUUAAUGCCUUCCAUGUUUUAUCCUGAAUAUUAAAUGCACUUACCCAUAUUUUUUAAAUAUAAGGCACACUUAAAAUCCUUUUAUUUUCCCAAAAAUCGUCAGUGCACCUUUUAUUCCAGUGCGCUGUAUGUAUAAAUUUUAAUGGUCAGGUUGUAAGGAGCAAUAAAGACAAUACGCGAUAAAGUACUGCGAAAAAUAGAAGUUUCCGUUUAGUUCUGCAGCAGCGAGACUGAAGUAGCAUUAGCAAUUAGCUGCUAACCAUUAUUUUCCAGUUUAGGAGUGAGUAUUAUCAGCCUGUACCCUACUCCUAACCCCGGCUAGCACUGCUGGAGCAGCAUUAGCAUUACAUGCUAACCACGCUCACUAUUUCGCCAUUCAAAGGUGAUAUAUCGGACUGUAGCCUGUGCGUUUACUGUGUUAAAACAAGCUACGAGGGUCGAACCACUAGCUAAUGUCACCUUGGCUUACCAAAACACUCUGGAACGCUCCGGAAUUCUUACUGUAAAUAAACAGAAGCUCUUUAAUCACUCAAAUAAACAGUUUUUAGGAGAGAAAAAUGUGUAGAUUAACAUCCAGCGCUUAUUUGCCUUUUUUUAAGGAGCCUCACCUAUAGGAAACACCAGUGGAGGGAAUGAUAAAAAUAAUCAUCAGAAUAGUCGACUACUAAAAUAGUCAUUAGUUGCAGCGCUAGCAGGCAGUUGGUGUGGGGUUCCCCUCCCCUGAUAAUGAACAGCUGAAGCUCUUUCCCGCAGGAAAUAGGACACUAACCUUCUGGCCACAGAGACACCCAAUGAGACUUGUAUUAGAGACUCAGGUUUAGAGAAAAUAGUUUUUGGGAGUGCUGGGAGCACUUGUGUGUAAAUAAAACACACUUGGGCGACUCGCAUCAGUGUCUGUCAGUGUGUCUCACUGCUCAGACUCACAAUGCCGUAUAACAGUGUUAGUGAGCCAGUAGUAAAUAAUUGUUUUUGUAUUUAAGACUAAGUACAAAUAAAAUUCUAUAUAAAACAGUCAGUUUCCAUUAGAAUAAUGCAGAUCAAUGAACAAACUUUUAGCCCCCUGAAUUGAACAGCGAAUAAUAGGCUUAGGGAGAUAAUAGUUAAUGAGUGAUGGUGGUGCCAUCUGCAGGCCAGGGUAUGUAUUGCACUUGAUGUGAGUUUGCCAUAUAAUUGACUGGAAAAUCACUUUAAUUUUUUUAUUAUUAUUAUUUUAAAGUAAUUAAUUUGAGAAAAAACCCAAGUCAUUUUACAGGGCAGGGUAUCUAUUUUAUUUAUUUAUCACAGGGCAUCUAUUUUAUUAAUCUAUUUUAUUGUCCUUUCAGGGACUCCUCAAAUAUGCAGUCUUUGGCUGAAUUAAUACAAGCAGCUUGGACAGAAGUGCUGACAUCUCUCCUGUUAAAUGAGAACUAAUAAUAAUAGUAAUGAAUUAUGAGUGCAUUGGGACUUUUUAUUUUUUAGUAUCAAUAUUUAUAUUUAAAUCUUGAGUACCAUCUGUUAUUUUGUCUUCAAAUUUCAAAUGUAUUUUUUACAAACAGAUGAGCAUCUAAAUGAACCAUGCUCAAACUUUUCAUACACAUUUUGAGAUUGUUUACACUUUGCAUUAAUAUGUUUUUUUUUAAUCUGAAUUUACCAGAUUCUGCUUCCACAGAAAGUGUCAACUUCCAGUGAAAAAAUCACCUAAGAAUGUAGUUUGAGUAAUCUGACUAUAAUCCGAUCACAAUGUGUUUUGGACGUUAAUAUCUGACUUUUCAAUUAUGAUCGAAUUACCAAAAAUCCAUGUUAAAUGGCUUUUUCUGCCUCACUCUAGAUUUAAGCAUGACUUACUAUCCAGAAAUUCUUUAAAAUAAAUCUGUACAGUUUCUUUUUAGUUGGAUGACCAAAACUAGAAAUAGACCAGCUAACCUGACUGGCCCACACACAUCAAAAAACAAAUUUUUGUUUUGAAACUUCUGAAACACACAACAGAAAGCACCCACUGUAGACGCACAAGAAUCAGAAAUGAUCAAAGUGCUGCAUUUAGACACUUUUAGUACUUUUAUUGUUUAAAAUGACAAUGUGAGCAUUUAGGGGAGUUUUGGAUGAAGUGAGUGAUACAUGUCUAUCCAAGGGUUCUUCCAAAAUGACUGGUGCAGUAAAUCUCUCUUGGAUCUAAUAUUGGAUUUUGGAUGAU